UUCCGCUGCUGUAUAAUGACAUACAUAAUAACAUACACUGCAGGUACCUCCUCAUGUACAAGUACACAUCGAGUCACACUGCAGCUGGCGAUAGGUUUUUUGUUCGUCGUGAUGCAUUCGUACAUAGACGAUAAUACGUUUUUAUUUAUUGGUUGUAAAUGUAGUACCUACCGGCUGUAUGCACACAGUGGUGUGUUAUUACUUAUUUAUUAUAUAUUUUUGCGUUUCUAUUGCGGUAAACGAGUAGAGAAUAAUGGCGCAGACAUAUUGCAGUUGUAGCAGUUGUUAAGUUCCUUGCCAACCACUAACACAGUAGCUAUCCGCACCCCCCCCAACACCUUAUCAAUUUUGUUUGUAAUUUUGUAUUUUAAUAGUUUAAUAUAAUAAUAGAAACUCUGUUGCGACUAUACGAAUAUUUGGGUGUUUUCGUGUACUAUUCAGCUGACUUAUUAUUGUUUGAUUUUAGUAGUUUCUAAUGAACAAGUGGUUUUAAAUAUCAAAAUGACAUUGAACUAUAAAGGAUUUUUCGAUGACAUUUAAAAUUAAAAGUCAUACGACUAUUGUAAACUAAAAAUGACCACUCCAUGUCAACAUGAUUUGAUAGGCGCUUACUUAAAAUGAGCAAUAUCGUAUUCAAAUAUCUUGCACAUAUAAAAUAUGCUUCUAAACUAGAAAUAAUCGUUUUAAUUGUGUAAAAAAGUUUGCAGAUUUGAAAUCUUGGCUCGUAUAAUCUAGAUCAUGCCACAAUGUGAUAUUAUUCUGAUAAUAAUAUAGGUAUCAAUUUAAGAUCAUUAGUUGGUCUUAUUCAUCAAAAUAACUGGUAAAUAAUGAUUCAAUUGUAACUAUUGUCCACUAAGUAGCUGGCUACAAUCUAACUAUACUGGCCACACUAUAAACCAGAAAAAAAAACAAUACUAUUACCUAGUAUUUAUAACUAUUAGACUAACAAACUGUUUUUGAAAUUUGUCAUUAUAUGUUGAGCGCUUGUCUGACGCGAAUCUAAGCAUUCAAAGAAAACUUCAGAUAUGGACGCCACCCAAACAGACUCGAUCAAAUUCGUGGGACUAUCUCAUCGGUCCUUGUUAAUCGCCGCACUGGACUUGGCUGUCCAAGACGUCUGCAGGCCACCGCUGCCAAAAAAACUCGCAAGGAAAUCUCAGUCGUCGCCGGAGUUAACAGUUCUUUCAAUUGUGUACGGCGAAAAGAAUCCUGUUCCACACGUGUCAUCGGAAAUCCCACCCAAGCCUACACGUGGUUCAGCUUGGAAGAGAUCCAGAAGAUGCGUGUGGAAAUGCCUGUGGGAUUUCUUUUGGCACCGGCAAAACAGUCUCCACUCCGCCAUACACGGAAAAUACAUCCGACUCCAUUUUUCAAAAUCGACGUUCGUCGAGUCCAAUGUUUUUGUCAACUCCCUUCAUCGUUAUGAUUGUUAUUCUGCGACUCUUUGAGUUUUUCGUUGAGGACGUUCGAGGUAGUAGCAUACCUAAUUCUCGUACACUAAAACUACGAUAAUUUAAUAAUAUACAUAACAUGUAUUCGUUUGUCAAUGUAACUGUUAAAA
This is a messenger RNA of Myzus persicae (green peach aphid), 1561 nucleotides long. RefSeq lists its product as uncharacterized. NCBI's taxonomy places the organism in Eukaryota, Metazoa, Arthropoda, Insecta, Hemiptera, Aphididae. The record is from RefSeq and is a predicted model, not a curated record. The transcript is spliced from 2 exons. The coding region runs from base 1026 to 1448 and encodes 140 amino acids.